Molecule: messenger RNA, 2283 nt
Organism: Salvia splendens (bonfire salvia)
Lineage: Eukaryota; Viridiplantae; Streptophyta; Magnoliopsida; Lamiales; Lamiaceae
Product: zinc finger CCCH domain-containing protein 18
Exons: 7
Coding region: 465-1997 (510 amino acids)
Molecular function (GO): metal ion binding; RNA binding
Source: RefSeq, a predicted model, not a curated record
UCAUCAACCAUAUCGCAAAUCUAGGAAUUAUUUUUGUUUAUUUGUGAUUAGUAUUAUAUCAAGCGCUAGUUGUGAGUAAUUAAGGGGGAAAAUGCAAUUUUUUAUAUUUUCAUUUAUACAAUGUUUGAGGGCGAUAAGCAUUAUUUAUCUAAUUUUUAAUGUAAAUCAAAAUUUAUGUAAGUGACAAAAUAUUGCAGUGAAAUUCGCAUAGUGGCCUUUAUAAAGCCAAUAUUUCUUGGCAUUUUGCUCUGUGAGAGGAGAUGGCGUUGGCUUCUGUAUGCUGCACAUAAAGUUAAGAUUGAGAAGUAAAAAAUAGAGAGGACAGAGAGAGAGAGAAGGGUGGAGGUGGAGUUUAGUAACACAAGGAGUAUUUUUUUUUGACAUAGAGAUGGAGACAGAUUAGUUGUAGUAUCCAAUUUCAUUUUUUUCAACUCCUGUUUUUCAAGUUCUCAUAGCAGACUAAAAUGGAUUCUUCCGAGGCUACAAAGGUUGUAAUCAAGAGGAUUUCGAGCCUAGAACCCGAGCAUGUUGCGAAGAAGAUAAUAGGAUACAUGUAUUUUCAAGAGCUUUCUGACCAGGAGAUGAUUAGAUUAGCCUUAGGCCCUGAUACCUUAAUCCAUAACUUGAUACAGAAAGCUAAAACCGCGCGUUUAUUAGCUUCGUCACAAGUUACUUCACCUCCAAUUUCCCCUACUAUCAUCAAUCCUGACCCUUCAUUUCAGUUUGCUCCCUUCCAAUCAGUUUCGCCUCGUCCCUUUCCAUCCCCGCCUGCAUUUCGGAGGAUGGAGCCUUACUGGGAUCCUCAACUCCCCGUUGAGCAACCAGCAAUGCAGAAUGCCCCUUUCUACCCUGACUAUAUAGGAUUGGAGGAUCCAUUAGAUGUCGUUGUAAAGCCGAAUGAUUACUAUUUCCACGAAGCUGCACUCAACAGUUUGAGUGGUAGGGGCGGUAGCAGCUCUUCUAACUUGAUGGAUUUUCCUGUCAAGACUUGUCAUUAUUUCAUCAAAGGCAUUUGCAAGCAUGGCAGUAACUGUAGGUAUUACCAUGGGGAGUUGUUUCCGGAGAGUCAUCCCCAUGCCUCUUUUGGUCUUAGUUCAUACGAUUUAGCUGGAGACGAGGGGUUCUUACCAGGGUCGCUUGAGAAGCUUGAGUUAGAAAUUUCUGAGCUCUUGAAAUCAAGAAGGGGGCAUCCGGUUUCUAUUGCUUCUUUGCCCAUGCUUUACUAUGACAAAUAUGGGAAAACUCUGCAAGCUGAAGGGUACUUGACUGAGAGCCAGAGACAUGGCAAAGCCGGUUACAGCCUGACAAAGCUUCUAGCUCGGCUGAGAAACAGUAUUCGUCUCAUAGAUAGGCCUCAUGGGCAGCAUGCUGUGAUCCUGGCUGAGGAUGCUGCGAAGUAUAUGGAUAUUCGUGCUGAAAGAAAUGAUCCCGGCCCUAUUGUUAGUGGCUCGCGCCAAAUUUAUUUGACUUUUCCAGCUGAGAGCACCUUCACUGAAGAAGAUGUUUCUGAUUACUUCAGUAACUAUGGACAAGUGCAGGAUGUGAGGAUCCCGUGCCAGCAGAAACGAAUGUUUGGUUUUGUAACUUUUGUCACUGCAGACACUGUGAGGCUGAUUUUGUCCAAGGGAAACCCCCAUUACGUGCGUGGUGCUCGUGUGCUCGUGAAACCGUAUAGAGAAAAGGCAAAGCUUGUCGAGAGAAAAUACUUGGAAAAUUUUGAUCAUCCAAUUUUUUUCCAGCCCCACCCUGCAGAUAUAGACUCAGAUUUUCUAACAGGUUCAUCAAGGUUAUUCCCACGUGAGCUAAUGGAAGAACAGGAACGCGUAAUUGAACUUGAGGCGACGCACCUUUCACAGCUCCAGUUAGCUAGCAGACAGUUCAACGAUUUGUUAGACGUUUUGCCACUCGGCGGUGAUCAGGAGAGCAGUCAAGGAGUUGGUCUGCCCGAUAGCCCGUUUGCCUCGGCAGUGGGCAGCAGCAUUUCAGCAGUUAUAUAGUUGCUGGCAAGAUACACAAGAUUAUAGAGAGCUUACUAAGAAAGAGGUGCUGGUUUUAGAAGGCAACACCACAAAAUACACUUUCACUUUUCAUUUCUCAACAAGACAUUUUUCGUUUCUCUUUGUUCAACAAGAAUCAUAGGGAUCUAGUUUUUUUUCUGACGAAGAAAAAUGUAAUAUACCAAGGUAGGAUGUGGGGAGGAGAUGAAACAAGUUACCCACCAGUAUAUAUAAAGUAGUCAUCUUAUUAAAUACAACGAUGGUAUACUACACAAUAUUUUGAUCA